Cylindrotheca closterium is the source of this 306-nucleotide messenger RNA. Lineage: Eukaryota; Bacillariophyta; Bacillariophyceae; Bacillariales; Bacillariaceae. The record is from the annotation of a GenBank genome assembly.
AUGAUCCUUCCCGGCCCCAUUCAUGGAUUCUACGUCUUUGGCGUCCGCAAGAAGUUCGAAUCCUUGGCCAAAGAAGUCCUAAAAAACCUGGCAGCCUUUUUGAUCUCGUAUCUGGAACUCUGGAAGGAUUUGGCGCACCAAAGGAAACGCACCUGGCUGUGUCUGGACCAUUAUAACCGCACAGUUUCGGAUGCCAUGACAUGGGACCAGGCAACACACAAGGCUCAGUCGGAAUAUGACCGGAAUGUGGAGUUACAUGAACAAGUUGAGAAGGACAACAAUGGGUGGAUCGAACGCCUUUUUUAG